AUGACUUUCAUGAACCUUAUCUACCUAGGAAUGCUCACCAAUCGCAUCCCUGUCCUCUCCACAUUCAUCCCCUCCCUAAUCACCGACGAAAACUCUGCCAUCCCCGUAGCUUUCAGCGAGGUCUUUGAUAUUCGGGGACUCAGCCAAGCCCUGCGUAUGCCCAUAUUAGAAUGGCACGAGGUCAAAAAUAUAUCGGGGUGGCCUCGCCCAUUUCCCAAUAAUGUCGAAGAGAUGGAUGAAUUAGGCUGUUGGAGCGUUUGGCAGGCUGUAAGGGAGGCGCACAAGGAUCCAAGAAAUAGCUUUAUCCCGAUGAUGCUUUCGUUGGAUAUCUCUUACACGAAAGCUCCACCGUAUGUCAAACUUGAACCAUUGUCCGAAGACGGUUUGCACGCGACAUUCUGGCCCCUCGCAUCACUUGGAUUUCCCCAUGGACGCGCGGAGGCAUCUGCACUGGCCGCUCCAAUGCCUUCGGACGUCGGAAAGGUGACCUUGCCCCCAGACGACCAGAUGCUCUGUUACGAUUACUUGUUUUAUGUCGGCGCGAGUAAGGCGUUCGAGUUCGAGUUUGACUACUCCCCAGCGUGGCGGUUCGUCGGGCAAUACAUGCGCUGGGCUCCCAGGAUCGAACAAAUUGCAGAUAAAUAUAUCCGUCGGGCCUUUGGCGUCACAGACCCCCAAACGCCUACACCACCCUGGAUAACGAUCCACGCACGACACGGUGAUUUUAAAAGCGCGUGCUCGCCUAACCUCACGACACAUCAACUCCUCACGAGGUGUUUUGCCCCUAUCAAGGCUAUCGCGCGUCGCGUUGAGGAGGUGCGUAGUGAGAUCCUUGCGCGGAAGGGUGUGGAUGUGAAGCAUGUGGUUAUGACGAGCGACGAGAAGGAUGUCGGGUGGUGGGACGAGGUUCAGGCGCGGGGGUGGUAUAGGAUGGAUUUAGCCGCUGUGAGGGCAGAUGAGGGGGCUGGUAGUGAAUGGUUCCCGGUGUUUAUCGAUGCAGUAGUUCAAUCUGGCAGCUUGGGAUUUGUGGGGAACCAUGGGUCAACUAUGUCGCUCAUUGCUCAGAGGAGAGUUGAGAGUUGGCAUGAUGGUGUAGUUAGGAUGGUUAAGUGGGGUUGGAUCGGUGCUGAUAAUGUUGAUUGAGGAACUUUCUGAACUAUAGUAUAUAGAGCCACGGACUCCUUCGAUCACGGAACCAUGUAGUAUCUUGCUUGUCGUACAAUUACAUCUAUCGGACCUUCACCUGUACCA
Molecule: messenger RNA, 1251 nt
Organism: Laccaria bicolor S238N-H82
Lineage: Eukaryota; Fungi; Basidiomycota; Agaricomycetes; Agaricales; Hydnangiaceae
Exons: 6
Coding region: 1-1143 (380 amino acids)
Source: RefSeq, a predicted model, not a curated record